CCCAGUUCGCGGCCUAUCCCCAACAAUUGUUUUGUGCCAAUCUUAAAGGAUUCAUCAUGAUCAUCAUCAUAGCUAGAUAGUGGAAGAAGAAGAGAAAGCACACCUUGGCGUGUUCCCACGGGUUAUCAGUGAAUCACCGCAGAAAGAGAAGGGCUCUCAGCGUACAACAGGAGUGGACAUGCGGCUGACGGUGAACCGGCGUCCCAUCCUGGUAUUCCUGGCGUCCGCGGCGGCGGCGUUCGGCGCCGUGGCCCUGGCCGUGCUGCUGGUGCGCAAGAUACGCGUCGCGCUGGCGGGCGAAGUCCUGCUGACCCAGGAGCGUGCCUCGUACACGGUGCGACUCGAGCAGCGCAUCCCCGUCACCCACAACGUGCGCCUCUUCCGGUUUGCCCUGAAGAGCCCCCAGCAGAGGCUGGGCUUUCGUGUGGGCGAGCACGUGUUGCUGUACGCGCGCAUCGGCGACCGCACGGUGAUGAGGCCGUACACGCCGGUCAGCCGCACAGAUCAUCGCGGCAGCUUCGACAUCAUGGUCAAGAUCUACCCGGCGGGCGUGUCCAGGAAGCAUCCCAACGGUGGCCUCAUGAGCCAGUACCUGGACAGCCUACAACCGGGGGAUAAGAUAGAGAUCCAGGGUCCGAAGGGCCGCUUCGUCUACGAAGGGCGUGGCCUCUUCGCGACUGCCGACGGCCGCCGGCUGCCGCUCGUGACUCGACUUGGAUUGGUGGCGGCCGGAAGCGGCGUCACUCCGAUGCUGACAGCUGCUGCGACACCUUCUCGCCGACGGCAUCGACCAGACGAGCGUCAUGAUGAUCGACGUCAACCACAGCGAGGAAGACAUCAUCGCGCGCCAGGAACUCGACGAGUACGCCAAGAACCACGGGGGUUUCAGCAUACGGUAUGUGUUGAGCAAGCUGCCUACGUACGAGGGCGUGGCGGGCUACUUGCCAGGACCCCUGAACCUGGACAUCAUGACCGAGCACCUUCCGCCGCCGGACUCUGGCACGAUGGUGCUGUGCUGUGGGCCCCCACGGUUCAUCGCCGACGUCUGCGCGCCGGUCCUCAGGGAGAUCGGACACAAGCCGCACAGAGUGCUCUGCUUUUGAACGCGCGGCUCCGGCCACCGCUUUUCUUGUCUUCCAAACUGUGCGGCUGCAUUUUGGAUCGAUGACGAAAGAAUACUUCAUUGAAUAAACACUUUGCCUAUAUAGAUGACUAUAUUAUUCAUCCCGCGCGAACUGUGCGGUUGAUUUCUCGGUCGAUAACGCAAUAAUUAAAUGCUUCCUUAAAUAAUGCCGCA
Messenger RNA from Dermacentor silvarum, 1297 nucleotides. Its product is annotated as NADH-cytochrome b5 reductase 1. Gene Ontology annotation, molecular function: oxidoreductase activity; FAD binding. The record is from RefSeq and is a predicted model, not a curated record. The transcript has 4 exons. The coding region runs from base 179 to 1168 and encodes 329 amino acids. Lineage: Eukaryota; Metazoa; Arthropoda; Arachnida; Ixodida; Ixodidae.